Messenger RNA from Chiloscyllium plagiosum (whitespotted bambooshark), 2199 nucleotides. RefSeq names its product dihydrouridine synthase 1-like (S. cerevisiae) (gene dus1l). Gene Ontology annotation, biological process: tRNA processing. Gene Ontology annotation, molecular function: flavin adenine dinucleotide binding; tRNA dihydrouridine synthase activity. The record is from RefSeq and is a predicted model, not a curated record. Lineage: Eukaryota; Metazoa; Chordata; Chondrichthyes; Orectolobiformes; Hemiscylliidae.
AUGUGAUGAGGGGGCUUCGGUUUCCAGUCGGAACCGUGAAGCUGAGGGACCGGGCGGCGGACAGUGUUCAGCAGCGGAUCCGAAGCCAGGAGCAGGUGAAAAGGCCAGUGCCAGGAUGCCAAAACUUCAUGGGUUUGAUUUCUGGAAGACCACACUGAACAGUGCUCGAUAUGUGGUUGCUCCAAUGGUGGAUCAGAGUGAGCUUGCAUGGAGGUUACUCAGUCGUCGACAUGGUGCCCACCUUUGUUACACUCCCAUGCUUCAUGCCCAGGUAUUUGUCCGGGAUGCAAACUACAGGAAGGAGAACUUGUAUAACGAGGUGAAUGCGGAGGAUCGACCAUUAGUUGUUCAGUUCUGUGCAAAUGAUCCAGAAGUGUUUGUCCAAGCCUGUCUGCUAGCUCAGGAUUACUGCAAUGCCAUUGAUUUGAACUUGGGUUGUCCACAGAUGAUUGCAAAACGAGGGCACUAUGGAGCAUUUCUGCAGGAAGAAUGGGACUUACUACACAAAAUGCUUUCUGAGGCACAUAAAAGAAUCUCUGUUCCUAUCACAUGCAAAAUCCGGGUUUUCCCAGAAAUCAGUAAAACUGUGCAGUAUGCAAAGUUGUUGGAGAAAGCAGGUUGCCAGCUAUUAACUGUUCACGGUCGUACCAAAGAACAAAAGGGGCCUCUGACAGGUGUAGCUGACUGGGAACACAUAAAAGCUGUGAGGAAAGAAGUUAACAUCCCUGUGUUUGCCAAUGGCAACAUCCAGUAUUUGAGCGAUGUAGAGCGGUGCAUUCAGGAAACGGAGGUACAAGGUGUAAUGAGUGCAGAAGGCAAUCUUCAUAAUCCAGCUCUUUUUGAAGGACGCAAACCACCUGUAUGGGAGAUGGCAGAAGAGUAUUUGGAGAUUGUCAACCAAUAUCCUUGUCCACUUUCAUUUGUUAGAGCUCAUCUCUUCAAACUCUGGCAUCACACGUUGCAGGUGUACCAUGAAUUAAGGGAAGAAUUGGCAAAGGUGAAGACACUGGAAGCCAUCGUACAGGUCAACAAAGAACUGAAACGGAAGUGCUUGGCUGAAAUAUCUAAUUGGAAUGAAGAAGAGGCAAGGGAAAACGAGUUGCCUCUCCCUCACUGGAUUUGUCAACCGUACGUCCGACCAGGACCCAAGGAUGUUAAUUCUGUGAAUGGAGAAAAGCAUACACGUGGGAAAUCGUGUGGAAAAAGAGCCCUGGAAGAGGAGGAAGGGAAUCUUGAAUUUCUCUCAAAGAAUAAACAAAAAAAGAAAGCCCGAAACCCAAACAAAAGUUUUGAUACCUCAGUGAAACCUAAAUAUGUGAAAUGUGAACAGUGUGGAAACCCAAAGGGGACUAAAUGCAUCUUCAACUUGUGUCGUGGGUGCUGCAAGAAAAAAGCUUUCAAAGAGCUGGCUGAUUGCACAGGUCAUGGAUUACUCUUCAAAACUAAACAUGAAAAGAGAUUGAAAUGGAAAUUAUUGGAAGAAGGAAUACUGGAGAAUGGAGACAAAAUUCAUGAGCAUUUGGAUCAAUGAAGAAAUCAUUCUCAACAAAUUGAUUGGAUAUCCAUGAUGUUUCAAAUGCACACCCAAUUAUAUGCGCGCACACAUACUUUUGCACGCACGCACACACUUAUACAUGAACACACACGCACACACUCACAUAUAGGUAUUUAUCCACAGGGCUCAAGGUGACAUUUCUUUGAUUAAGUGUUAGUUAUUUUUGAAUUCCACUCAGAAGUAUUCCAGUCAAUUGGCAAUAUUUUGCUAGUUAUGAUUACAGCCCAGUAUUUUCAUGUAAGAAUUGGCUUAUUUUGGCACCUUGGUGGCCCACGCUGAUUUUAAUGUAUGCCUUAUAUUGUAGUGCUGACAUUUAUCCAUGGUAGCAUAAUCACAAACAAAAAUAUGCUUUCCAUGACAACAUUAAAUGUCCUCUUUCUCUGAAUACAGAAGGUACACCAUUCGAUCAGUAUUUAGUAAGGAGUAUACGAGAAUGAUAAAGGGGAAAAGGUAAUUACAGAUGCAAAUAGCACAAAUCUGGUAAAAGUUAAAAAUUGCACGACACCUGGUUAUAGUCCCGGUUGUGUGGUUUUUGACUUUGUCCACCCCAGUCCAACACCGGCACCUCAACAUCCUGGUAAAAGUUGUAAAUUUCUCCCAGGUCCUACUGCCUCAUAGAUUUCACUUGAUUAUCUUGAAUGUUU